Messenger RNA from Tripterygium wilfordii, 767 nucleotides. Its product is annotated as zinc finger protein ZAT11-like. The record is from RefSeq and is a predicted model, not a curated record. The transcript has a single exon. Bases 75 to 602 code for a protein of 175 amino acids. Lineage: Eukaryota; Viridiplantae; Streptophyta; Magnoliopsida; Celastrales; Celastraceae.
UUACUUCUCUCUCUUUUUCAAACAAAAACACAUCGUUUCACACUAUUUGCACACCUAGCUAGCUCCGAAAUCCUAUGAAGAGGACUCGAGCAGAAGCUACAGAGAUUGAUAGCACAACCAUGGCAAAUUGGUUGGUGUUGCUAUCACAAGGAAGAGGGGCACCAAUUCCUGAUCAUCAUGUCAUGAUAAAGGAUCAGUCGCCUGGUCGUGUCUUCGAGUGCAGGACAUGUAACAGGCAAUUCCCUUCAUUUCAAGCAUUAGGAGGCCACCGCGCCAGCCACAAGAAGCCGAAGUUGAUGGGAGGAGAUAAUUUGGACGGGCGAUCAUCUCCGGCGAAGCCCAAAGUACACGAGUGCUCCAUAUGUGGUCUUGAGUUUGCUAUAGGGCAAGCCCUAGGUGGUCACAUGAGGAGGCACAGGGCAAUCUUGAAUGAAAACCAACAUCAUGCUCCGCCGAGAUUUACGCGUGUGGAGAAGGAAGUAGUGAAGAGAUCGGAGAAAGUUUUGCGGUUGGAUUUGAACUUGACUCCUUUGGAGAAUGAUUUACAGUUUUUUAAGGUUGGCAAGGCUGCUGCCUUGGUUGAUUGUUUCUUGUGGGCUUAACAUGUAAUAUUUUGGUCAUUUGACUAUACCUAGAAAGUGCUUCUUAGUUCUUUCUUACUUUUCUUAAUUUUAUUUUUAAGAGAGGUUGGUUUGUAUUUAUAUUUUUUGAUUUAUUGAUGUCAAUACAAUAAUAAAAUCCAUGCCAGGGUAUAGUUUUUAUUUUUC